AUGGGUAGGCACGAUAGUUCCUCUGAUGAAGAGGAAAGAGAUAGAAAGAGAGAUAGGAGAAGAAGACAGAGACACAGAGACAAGCGCCGUGAAAGGGAAGCAAAGAGCGAAGUUGCAAAGCCCAACGUGCCAGAACUCAAUCCAUCGUCUGAUAGCAAUGCUAGGGCUUUGGGGAAAACAGGAGGAGUUUAUGUUCCACCGUUCAAGCAAGAACGUAAGAUGAAGGAGAUUGAAGAUAAGAGCAGCGUAGAGUACCAACGUCUUACAUGGGACGCUCUUCGUAAAAGUAUUAAUGGAAUUGUGAAUAAGAUUAAUGCAAGAAACAUCGAGAACGUAAUCCCUGAACUGUUCGCUGAAAAUCUCAUCAGAGGAAAAGGACUCUUCUGCUGUUCUUGUAUCAAGUCUCAAAUGGCUUCUCCUGAAUUCACUGACGUCUUUGCAGCUUUAGUCGCGGUUGUUAACUCCAAAUUCCCUCAAGUUGGUCUACUUCUAUUGAAAAGGGUUGUUUUGCAGCUAAUGAGAGCGUGUGCUUGUAACGACAAACAUCAGGUUAUUGCUGCGGUUAAGUUUAUAGCACAUCUAGUAAACCAGCAAGUUGCUAAGGAGAUCAUCGCACUUGAAUUAGUCACUCUACUUCUUGGCAACCUGACUGAUGACAGUGUCGAACUGGCUGUUGUGUUUGUGAAAGAGUGUGGCGCAAGGCUUCAGGACGUUACACGGAAAGGACUGAAUGAGAUUUUUAAGCGGUUUCUUAGUAUAUUACAUGAAGGAGACAUAGAUAAGAGAGUUCAGUACUUGAUUGAAGGGCUCUACUUUACCAAAUUUCCAAAAAAUCCCGCUGUUCGUCCUGAGUUAGAUCUCGUAGAAGAACAAUACUCGCAUUAUGUCUCUCUAUAUCAUAAAAUAGAUCCUGAAACAUCUCUUGAUGUUUUCAAACCUGAUCCUGACUUCCUCGAGAACGAAAAGAACUACGAGGAACUCAAGAAGGAGUUACUUGGUGAGGAAGAAGAUGGCUCUGAUGCUACUUCAGAGGACGAAGAGGAUGAAUUUGAUGAAAAAGCAAUGCGAAUAAGAGACAAGGAGACUAAUAUUGUCAAUCUGAGGAGGAUGAUAUACCAGACCAUUAUGUCCAGUGAUGAUUUGGAGGAAGCAAGUCACAAGUUACUUAAAAUCAAACUUGAACCAGGUCAAGAGAUGGAACUAUGCAUAAUGCUUCUUGAAUGUUGCUCUCAAAAGAGAACUUAUCUUCAUUACUACGGUUCGUUGGGUCAGCGUUUCUGCAUGAUCAGCAAAAUUUAUCAAGAGAGUUUUGAGAAAUGUUUUGUUCAGCAGUAUUUGAUGAUCCACCGUCUCGAGACUAACAAGUUGCGUGGCGUUGCUAGGUUUUUUGGCUAUUUACUUGCAACAGAAGCUAUCCCGUGGCAUGUGUUUUCCUACAUUAGGUUAACUAAGGAGGAUACAACCUCUUCAUCUCGUAUCUUCCUUAAGUUCCUUUUUGAGGAAUUGUCAGAACUCUUGGGGAUUAGGUUGCUUAAUGAGAGGCUUCAGUAUUUAGCAAUGCAGGAAUCACUUGAAUCUAUCUUCCGUAAAGAUAAUCAAGAGAACGUGAGGUUUUCAAUCAAUUUCUUUACCUCCAUUGGUCUUAGUGGCCUCACUGAGAAUCUCAGAGAGUAUCUGAAGAACAUGCAACACCUCGUCAUCAUUCAACAGCAGGUGGAAGUUGUGGAAUCAGAAUCAGGAUCUGACAGUUUUGGUUCCGAGUCUGAUUCUGAGUCAGACUCAUCAUCUUCUUCUUAUUCUGAUUCUGAUUUGGAUGAAAGCGACAGAGAGAAGAGGAAGCGAAGAAGAAGAGGUUGA
Molecule: messenger RNA, 1857 nt
Organism: Camelina sativa (false flax)
Lineage: Eukaryota; Viridiplantae; Streptophyta; Magnoliopsida; Brassicales; Brassicaceae
Source: RefSeq, a predicted model, not a curated record